CUGCUUGUCAAACCGAGCCUCCUCCUCCUCCGCGCGCUGUCCCCUCCCCGCGGGUCUCCCUCCCUGUGCCACUGCGGUGAAAGCCUCGGCUACGGAGAGAGAGAGAGACGGAGAAGAGAGUGCCUGGAGCUGUGGGGUCUAAAAAUCCGGGACGAGAAACCUCGGAGAGCACCGAGACCAACAUUUCUGCGCGUUUCUUCUCGCCACAACUCGGCGGGCCUACCGACUCCCCCUCCCCUCCCCUCCGUGUUGUUGUACCUCUUUUCCGUUUCUCGUCGCCUGGAUUUCAUCAUCCGAACCUGCAAAGAUGGGAAAUGAAGCCAGUUACCCCCUGGAGAUGUGCUCGCAUUUCGAUGCUGAUGAGAUUAAGCGGCUAGGCAAGAGGUUUAAGAAACUCGACCUAGAUAACUCUGGCUCGCUCAGCGUGGAAGAGUUCAUGUCGCUGCCGGAGCUCCAACAGAACCCGUUGGUGCAGCGAGUUAUCGACAUAUUCGACACGGAUGGAAACGGAGAGGUGGACUUUAAAGAGUUCAUCGAGGGAGUCUCGCAGUUCAGCGUCAAGGGGGACAAGGAGCAGAAGCUUCGAUUCGCUUUCAGGAUCUACGACAUGGACAAGGACGGCUACAUCUCCAACGGCGAGCUCUUCCAGGUGCUGAAGAUGAUGGUAGGCAACAACCUGAAGGACACGCAGCUCCAGCAGAUCGUGGACAAAACCAUAAUCAACGCAGACAAGGACGGAGACGGCAGGAUAUCCUUCGAAGAGUUCUGUGCAGUGGUCGGCGGUCUCGAUAUACACAAAAAGAUGGUGGUGGACGUGUGAGCGCACCUCCGCUGGCCGACCUCCCCCCUCCUGCCCAUCCCUUCCUCCUCGACAGCCGCUUUCUCCACCAUCUCUUAAGAUCUGCUCAAGACGUCUGGCAAAACGCUCUCUGUGUAACUCAAUGGAAGUAUUCUCUCUUUCUCUUUCUCUUCAUCUCUCUCUUUCUCUCUCUCUUUCUGUGAAGCCACUUUUUCUUUCAGAAACCACAGGCCUCAUGAAGCCAACUUUGAAGUGUUAUUGAACUAUAAAUCUUCUCAAUAACCCGGUCGUUGCACUUUAUAAGAGACUGAAGGACAGCUAUUUGUCGUUUGCAAGAGCAUCUCCGAUUUUUUUGGAUGAGGGGGGAGAAAGGGGGCGCAGUGAAGAGGCUGGUGGGCUUGUUCAUAUUUCAUCCUUUCUCUUUUUUUUUUGUUAAUUGUUAUUUUUGAUAUUUAUUUUUUGUUCUUGUCUUUUAUAAAGAAGAAAAAAUACAAGUAUAUCUACGGUUGUCUCGUGAGGGGAAGUGAAUAGUAUUUUAACACUUGACUUACAGUACAACUAGAAAAGUAGGGUAUGAAGUGCCAACCACAACAUAUCCAGAAACCAGUCCAAGUUAUUACCCAUCAUCACCGCUGUCGCUCUUGUGACACUUCCAUCUGCAAGGUGCAAAACUAAAAAUUCCGAUUUUUUGUCCUCCGGUUUUUAGCUUAACAUACAAGCAGUUUGGAUUAGAUGUGUAACGCUUGCAGACACUCUCAGCAGAGCAAUUAAUGUUAUUUCUUUUUUUAUGCUAAGGUCACUAGUUCCAUCCAUCCUGAAGAAUGUGUUUAUAUUGCUGCAGAUCAUCCUCAUUUCCUGUCUUAUAGUUAUAGGUAGACUAAUUAAUGCCAAGAAAAUGUCUUUUCCAAAGUAAUUUGUGGCUGCAGACCGACGCGCGGUUUACUCUCGAUGAAGCAUUUAACAGCGUGAAUCCAUGAGACAGUCUGCAAUGCAAAGAAAACAGCUCCACACUCACUGACAAAAGAACUGAAUUCAUUACAAUUUCAAGACUUAAUGUAAAGAAAAGAGACUGACAGGCUUGGCUGAGAACAGAGGGUGAUAGUUUUGAGCGUGAACACUGUGCGAGUGUAUAGCAUUUUAAGAGACUUAUCUGCAGGCAGCGUUUUUUAAACUAAUAUGUGUAUAUUAGGUAAUCAAUGUGUGCUCAUCUUCUUCUUUAACAGCAAGAGGAGAAGCCUCUGCUUCUCAUGAGCCCUCCUGAAUACUUCCUCAGUACAGUGCAGGGCGGGUUAGUUUUCUUUAUCGCAACAUGAACACUUAACAUCUUAACACGUUGUUGGCAUGAUCAAUGUGCAAUGGGGAUAGACUGUAUAUUGUAGUUUUUUGGGGGCGGGGUUGGAAAGUGUACAUUUCAGAAGUUGGCUUCUUCUCCCACUUUUUUUUUUCCCGUCCUGUCACAGACACCUCGUUUUCUCCCCCUCCCACCCACUAAAACAAACAGGGAGAAAAAACGUUUUAAAAAGAUCAACCAAAUUCGACUUUCUAAGGGAAAAAUGCUUCCUACUGUAAAACAGCAUCAGGAUAGCUUUUCGUUUUGCCUCGGAGGCCGACUGCUGGUUUGAACCAGAGUUUUCAGUCAGAGAUGUGAAUCUGGAGCGCUCUGUUGUCCCUCAUCCCAAAGCUCUGCACGGCUUGGGCCUCCCUGUGCUUGCAUGACAUGGAAAUAUAUUUUUUGUUGUGCAUGUAGAUCAAUUUUUGAAAUAAUCCUCUUGUUUACACAUGGAUGGUGAUGUUAAUAUAUAUUUAAGAAUUUAAUGGUAUACAAUAUGGAUGUUGCCAAACUUUGGUAAAUGUACACAUAUUAUGAGAGGUAAUCCAAAUGAACUGAACUACAUGUAACUUUUUGUAUUUUACCCGGGUCAGCGAGAUGCUUCUAUUCCAGUAAAAGUUGCAUAUCUGAUCCUGUCUCAAACUGCCACACACUGUACUCAGCUUAAAAGGGGAAAAUUUGAUUUUUUUUUCUUUCUUUUGUAUAUAAGUAUUUGUUAAAUGCAGUUCUGGCUCUCUGUUCUCUGUAUAGUUCAGACCGCGCUUUAGUUUGUAAGUGCUUCUUUUUCUCAGAGGGACUUGGGUUCUUUUUAGUUUGUGUGGGGAAAACUGAGAAGAUUUAAGUUUGAGAACCUUUUUUUUUCCUUUCUCUGCAUGCUGCAUCUUAUGCUGUGGGACUGUUGGAAACUUGAUACUGUAUGAAAAUUAAAAAUUUAAAUAAACUUUGAAAUGUUGAAAGUA
Messenger RNA from Acanthopagrus latus (yellowfin seabream), 3088 nucleotides. RefSeq names its product calcineurin subunit B type 1. NCBI's taxonomy places the organism in Eukaryota, Metazoa, Chordata, Actinopteri, Spariformes, Sparidae. The record is from RefSeq and is a predicted model, not a curated record. Gene Ontology annotation, molecular function: calcium ion binding; calcium-dependent protein serine/threonine phosphatase regulator activity. The transcript is spliced from 6 exons. Bases 308 to 820 code for a protein of 170 amino acids.